This is a messenger RNA of Thrips palmi, 1279 nucleotides long. RefSeq names its product 2-acylglycerol O-acyltransferase 1-like. The transcript has 8 exons. Bases 1 to 1101 code for a protein of 366 amino acids. NCBI's taxonomy places the organism in Eukaryota, Metazoa, Arthropoda, Insecta, Thysanoptera, Thripidae. Gene Ontology annotation, cellular component: endoplasmic reticulum membrane. The record is from RefSeq and is a predicted model, not a curated record. Gene Ontology annotation, biological process: triglyceride biosynthetic process. Gene Ontology annotation, molecular function: diacylglycerol O-acyltransferase activity.
AUGCCUCGCAUCGAACACAUGUUAAAGGAUGGCGCGCUGAACGAGAAGUCAAUGUCGCGGCGUGGGCACCUAGCCGAAAGGGCGAUGGUGCUAGACAUGCGGUGGGCCCCGCUGGGUCUGCUGCCCCUGUCACGCCGCCUGCAGACGCUGACUGUGGCCAUGUGGAUGUUCACUAUCUUCGUGGGCCCGUGGAUCCUGUACCUGACAACGUCCCUGCUCCUGCUGCACCCCGUGCUGCGAUGGCCGGUGCUGCUUUACCUCGCCUGGCUCUGCCUCGACCGCAACACGGGCGACCAGGGCGGUCGGAGGAACGGCCGCGGUUGGUCCUUCGUGCGUGGUUGCGUGCUCUGGAACUACUUCCGGGACUACUUCCCCGUGCGGCUCGUCAAGACGGCCGAGCUGCCGCCCGACAAGAACUACCUGCUGUGCGCCUACCCGCACGGCGUCAUCGGCCUCGGCGUCGUCUGCAGCUUCAGCACGGACGCGGUCGGGGUCCGCAAGCUGUUCCCCGGCACCACGCCCAACCUGGUGACGCUGCGGCAUGGCUUUAUCGUGCCCUUCCUGCGGGAGAUGCUGCUGUCGCAAGGCAUCAUCAGCGCGGCCGAAUCCAGCCUCCGCUGUGCGCUGAGUGACCCCCGCGGCGGCCGGCUGGUGCUGCUGGUGGUCGGCGGCGCGCGCGAGGCGCAACUCUCGGAGCCCGGCCACUACCGCAUCGUGCUCAGGAGGAGGAAGGGCUUCGUGAGGCUGGCUCUGCAGCAGGGCGUCCCGCUCGUGCCCGUGUUCACCUUCAACGAGCACCGCGUGCUGUCCCAAGUGCACGGCUCCGCCAUGACCACGUUCAAGCAGUGGUUCCGCCGCGUCUUUGGCUUCCUCCCCGUCGUGCCCGUCGGCAGGGGUUUCUUCUCGUUCUUUGUGCCGCACCGGCUGCCGCUCACUGUCGUGGUUGGGGCGCCUAUCCCAGUUGAACGAGUGGCAGAACCGAGCCAGGAGCAGAUUCAGGAGCUGUUGGAGAAGUUCGAGAAGGCGCUAGUGGACCUUUUCCACGAGCACAAGGAGAAGUACCACCCCGGGGAGUACAUCCGCCUCAUCGUGGAGGAGUGAAAGUAUACUCAUAAUAAUUCGUAAGGUUUCAAGCGUGUGACUGACUCACCUUGAAUGUGGAGAAGUUAGUCGAGCAGCAGUCCACUGUGCUGCGCCAGAUGGCGGGGCUGGCCGAGAACACCCCCAUCGUGGCGAAGUGGCGGAUUACUCCCGCGAUGCGCGAGUCCUACCUCCCACU